Molecule: messenger RNA, 925 nt
Organism: Camelina sativa (false flax)
Lineage: Eukaryota; Viridiplantae; Streptophyta; Magnoliopsida; Brassicales; Brassicaceae
Source: RefSeq, a predicted model, not a curated record
UCCCCACGUGUCUAUCUCCAUGCUUCUUUGGCUAUUCUUUAAAAGGGAAACGACCACCUCCUGAUUAUUCUCUUAUUGACUAAGCUUCUUCCCUCUCUCAUUAACUUUCUGAAAUCUCAAUCUCACUUAAUCAAAUCUUGUUUCUUUUGGUUCUGUUUCUGUGUGGACGUCCACUAAUGGAUUCUCAGGACAUCAGGUACCGUGGCGGAGACGACAGAGACGCCGCAACGACGGCUAUGGCCGAGACGGAAAGGAAACACGCUGACGACAACAAAGGGAAACUCCAUCAAAAAAGGGCCAUGGCGAAACGCGGUCUCAGGUCUCUGACCGUAGCAGUUGCGGCUCCUGUCCUCGUGACGCUCUUCGCCACGUUUUUCCUCGGCACAAGCGACGGCUACGGGAACCGUGCUCGGUCAUCGUCAUGGAUCCCACCUCUAUGGCUCCUACACACCACGUGUCUCGCGUCGAGCUGUCUCAUGGGCCUGGCUGCGUGGCUCGUAUGGGUCGACGGUGGUUUCCACAAGAAGCCUAAUGCUUUGUAUCUUUACUUGGCUCAGUUUUUAGUUUGUUUGCUUUGGGAUCCGGUUACGUUUCGGCUCGGGUCGGGAAUAGCGGGGCUUGCGGUGUGGUUGGGUCAAUCUGCGGCGUUAUUCGGGUGUUUCAAGGCCUUUAGUGAGAUAAGCCCGGUCGCUGGUAAUUUGGUAAAGCCGUGUCUGGCUUGGGCUGCGUUUGUAGCCGCUGUUAAUGUAAAGCUUGCAAUCGCGUAAACGUCACCAUGUUUGUUUGUAGAGAGAGAGAGAGAGUCAUGUAAGCGUUUUUUUAUGAGUGUUGGGGUUUUUUUUCUUGUGUGAUAUAUAUAUACAUAAAAAGAUGUCUUGCGAUCCAAUGUUCUGCUCAUUGUGGAGUAACAGACAUGAACUUGAUA